CUGCACGUGAUCUGGAGACGCCGCUCCGGGAUUGGCCGUACGGCGGUGACGUCAGACGCGACGUUGGCGGCGUUGGCGGGCGCACGAUUGAGACGGCGGCGGAGCGUUGGGUCCGGGGCGCUCACUCAUGAGGAGCCGGAAGCUCACAGGUGGAGUGCGAUCCUCAGCGCGCCUUCAGGCCCGAAGCCACUCUCCAGCCAGGUCGGCCUCUGCCGAGGGCAUUGCCAGCUCCACAUCUGUCAAGACAGCAUGUCUGGCUUCCUCGUCACACAAGACUACAGACAGACGUACUUCCAAAAAGUUCAAGUAUGACAAAGGUCACCUUGUAAAGGCAGAACUACAGAAAGCUGACCAUAAAAGUGACGUUUCUUCUUUGCCAAAAGUGGCCCCCGAGGCCUCUUGUGACAAUGAGUUUGCAGAGGCCAGCGCUAAGACGGCUGUCCCUGCACCGGAGAGUAGAGAGCCUCCCCAGGGCUGCUGCCAGCCUGUGAGUGAGGAACCCUCAGCAAAGACUGAAGGUGGCCUGCCCACACCAGAACCCGGCAGGGUGGCUGCAGCCCAGGAACCUGAUGGCAGUUCUGCCAGACAGGCCGAGCCAGUGCCCAGGACAGAGGAGGUGCAGGCACCUGUGCUCCAGAUGGACAGCAGCGUCUUUCUAGAUGAUGACAGCAACCAGCCCAUGCCUGUGAGUCGCUUCUUCGGGAAUGUUGAGCUUAUGCAGGAUCUGCCACCAGCCUCUUCAUCUUGUCCUUCCAUGAGCAGACGAGAGUUCAGAAAAAUGCAUUUCAGAGCCAAAGAGGACGAGGAUGAGGACGACGCCGAGAUGUAGUGUGGGUCUUCCCCUGUCGUGUUCAGCAGACGGCGCAGCGAGUCUGAGAAUCUAUGGAUGGCGUCUCCAAGAGAACACACUGUCAGUUGAACACAGAAUUGACACAAGGUCACCAGCGCCAACACCCGCCCCUACGGGAGGGUUCCUCUUGCGGGUAUCCAAUCCUGCAUGCACGUGGUACACUAAUGUGAACUCGGGCACACACACACACAUACAAAUGUCAAACUUCAGAGAGCCCAGUCCUGGCAGCCAGCGGUGACUUUACAUGUCCCGGGUACUUGAAAAGGACAGCCCUCAGAAACAUGGAAGACCACACAUUGUGAACAGUGUGCAUCCAUGACUGUAAGACAGGCAGCGGGUCCUCAGAAAGCUCCACCGCGCUGUCCUGAGGCACUGCUGCGCACGGCUGUGAAGAGGACAAUGGUUCCGUCACCGGCUGCUGUUAUUGUGCCCUUGGCCCCACCUUUCUCGAUACAUGCACACUUUUUAGACACGUCUAUUUUGGAAAAAUCUUUAUUUUAU
Alexandromys fortis (reed vole) is the source of this 1351-nucleotide messenger RNA. It is a transcript of the gene CUNH1orf174, whose product is annotated as chromosome unknown C1orf174 homolog. The coding region runs from base 128 to 829 and encodes 233 amino acids. The record is from RefSeq and is a predicted model, not a curated record. The transcript has 4 exons. Lineage: Eukaryota; Metazoa; Chordata; Mammalia; Rodentia; Cricetidae.